This is a messenger RNA of Eurytemora carolleeae, 3174 nucleotides long. RefSeq lists its product as uncharacterized. Gene Ontology annotation, molecular function: nucleic acid binding. NCBI's taxonomy places the organism in Eukaryota, Metazoa, Arthropoda, Copepoda, Calanoida, Temoridae. The record is from RefSeq and is a predicted model, not a curated record. Gene Ontology annotation, biological process: DNA integration. The coding region runs from base 1 to 3174 and encodes 1057 amino acids. The transcript has a single exon.
AUGGAUAAAUAUAUCAAUCAACAAAUAAACAAUGGUAAUUACAUUGAAAUCAACCCUGAAGACCACAGAGACCAGUAUCAACUCCAUUUCGUAGCCUACAACUUUGUUGUAUCUUCCACCAGCUCGUCCACCAAAGUUAGAAUGACCACGGACAGCUCUAUGUGCACCGAGACCAGCCUCAGCCUCAACAACGUGUCCCAACCUGCCCCUGGAAAUGUUCCCAAUAUGAGAGGAAUCCUGUUACGCUCCAGAUGUCACCCUCAUUUUGCAGUUUAUGAUAUUCAGAAAUUCUUCAGAUCUGUACUCACCUCUACCAAGGACUCCUUCCUCAGAAUAAUGUGUGUUCCCUCCAAUUUCUUUUCCAGCGAUCCUGCUCUUAAUCCUACCUGGAGAUAUUUCAGGGAUCAGGCAAUCCCUUUCAUUGACAGUGCGUCCGGCGAUUAUGCAACCUGUGCAAAAAAAUGCAACUGUCAAGACAUUCAUCACAGAUUCCCCCCCCCCCACCUCCAGCCUGCCAUCCUCCAAGCAAUCCUGGAGGACACAUACAUCGACGACGGAGGGGUGGGAGCUAACUCUCCAAGUGAACUCUCUACCCUGCAACGAGAAGUAGAGAGAAUUCUCAACAAAGGAGGAUUCUUUAUUAAAACCUGGGAGAAAUCCGGGGAGAAUGGAACCAGUAAGUACCUGGGUAUGACGUGGGACAGACUCAGGGACUUAUACAGCUUGAAGUUUCGCCUCAACCUCCAUAAGAAGUCCCAUGGAAUUCCAUCCGCUGCAGAUUUAGACUCAGAGUUCUUGCAAGACGAAUCCAUCCCUGUCACCAAGAAGAACGUUCUAUCCGUUGCGUGCCAGUUCUAUGAUCCCUCAGGAUUAGCUGCCCCCCUCAUGUUCUCUGUCCGAGCACUGUUCAGUGAGAUCUGCCGCGAUCCGCAGUGUUCUAUCAACUCAAUCCUGUCCAAGGAACGUACUACUAAGUUCAGAGAUGCAGUCAGAGAGAUCCUGCUCACAAGGGAAUUAUUUUUCCCCAGGCAGGUCAUUUUUCAAUACCAGGCUCAACUCUUCAUUUUUUUCGACGGUUCUCUGCAAGGCUAUGAAGCUUGUGUGUAUGCUCACUCUGACGAUCAGUUCAACCUCAUCUCCAGCUCCUCAAAGAUAUUGGGAAAGUCUGCAUUUUCCGCUCCACAAUCUGAAAUGGCUGGAGCCUUACUCGCCUCCAGGAUGGAGCAAAAGAUCAAUCAGGAACUCUUCAAUGUCUCUCUCUCCUCUCCUACGUUCAUUGGAGACUCAGAGAUCAUCCUGAGAAUGAUCGCUAAAAACUAUUCAGCUGGAAAUCCUGUAUUUUACGGAGUCAGACUAAUGGAAAUCCUAGCUGCGUCCUCACCCAAUAAUUGGUUCUGGUGUCCUGGUAACCUCAACCCAGCUGACCUGCUCACCAGAUCCGGAACCAGCUGUGCGCAGGUCAACUCAGAAUACUGGUUGAAUGGUAGUUUCUUACCUCAGAACAAGUCCUCAUGGCCCAUCAUCCCCUGUUCUUCCAUCACCUCUGGUGAGAUUCCCACCAGGACGGUCAACCUCGAGAGAUUAUCCCCAGAUAACCCUUCCCGGGAAUAUAUUUUGAGUCUUCUACAUCACGAACAGAGCCUCUCCACAGUUAUCCGGGCUCUAAACCUUCUCCUCAAGGCUUGCAGAUCCUGGAGAAAUGAUCCUACUCGAGAAAGAAUUGUCCAGGGAGAACUCACUACUACCUGGAGUUCUAUUAAAUCUUCCAUCUUGUCCUCAGUCCUCAAGUGUUUUACCACAGAGUCGGCACUCAUCAUUGCCAACAACAAGAUGAAACACCUCGUCAUUCAGCUGGUGGAUGGGGUAUAUUAUGUAUCAGACCGCAGCUUCCGUUCCAAAAUCGGGGUUCCUCUCAUCUGCAAGAAGACUAUUCUCGCCAAAUGCAUCGUGAACGAUGCUCACGCUGAUCUGGGUCACGGUAGAGAUGUCCUCCAUGUACUUGCACAUAUUCAGACCAGCUUCUUCAUUCCUGGAAUUUGUAAGAUGAUCACUGCUCUAAAGAAAUCUUGCCCUGGAUGUAUCAAAUUGAACAAGAUUCCAUUCGCAGCAUUUGAAGCUGAUGUCCCUGACGUCCUCAAAUCCAUCCAACCCCCCUUCUCCUACUGCCAAGCUGACAUCUUCGGACCUGUGUUUGCACAGAAAGACGGUAACAAGACCAAGAGAUGGAUCCUGGUAAUCCUCUGUCUUUCCAGUUUCAGGGUGCAUCUAGAAAUCCUACACAACUACAGCGCCCAGAGUAUCACCAGAGGUUUUAAUAGAACAUUCGUUCUGAGAGGCACCCCUCGCAUCAUCUGGAUUGAUGCUGGACUGAACGUUGUCAAGGCUGGCAAGGACCUGGUCAACACUGAGAUGAAGGUCAUCUCCAACCUCAAUUUGAAAUUCACGUCUAUCGAAUUCAGAGUUACUCUACCUAAACAUCAUGCCGGUAUUGGAGCUGUGGAAAGAAUAAUCGGUUCCAUCAAGAAUACUGUCAACAAAUCCCUCAACGGACCACACCAGCUGAUCAUGGAUGACGAAGAACUACUUACCUGGACGCAUGGAGUCAUUAAAAAACUUAACAACAGACCGCUGAUCCUUGGAGCACCACUUGGAAUCACCCUCACUCCUAACCACGUUCUCCAUGGGUUUCGAGAGUGUUUCAGAGAUGAGGUCAAUCCUACAACAUCCAUCAAUCAACAGAUCUCCAGGUGGAAUGUUGUCCUCAACUUGUUCCAUUCAUUAUGGGAGCAAGAGUACACCAGACGCAAGUUCACUGUCACCUGGAAGGACCAGGGCAACCCCCCUCAGGUUGGAGAUAUAGUUCUGUUCAAGAAUGAACCUAUAUACAACAAUCCACUCUCAGCUGCCAGGGUGGAGCAGCUCCUCUGCAGAAAGAACAGAGACGUCUAUGGUGCUACUAUCAGCUAUCGGCGUGAAGUAGGUGGACGCAAAAUAGUAGUGGACAGACACCUCAACCAACUCUACCCAUUCAUGAACCUAGAAGCUCAAUGUCCUCAAGAAACAGUUCCCAGCCUGACCUCAGACUCCACAGAAGCAAGGAAUCUAGCCCCAAGUUCCAGACCGGAACACACACAGGACGAAAUCCUCGCAGAGCUCAACGAAAUCAAUCAAUAG